ACAUACACAGUGCUUGGUCUUCUAUUGAGAAUUAUACAGUUUCUCUGUAUAAAGGUCUAGCUCUUUAAGAUGCCUGGUGCCUAUACUACAUGGUCCAGUGCUCCUCAUCAUCCAAUACCACCUGAUGGUCUGAGGAGGGAGCAGGACUCUAUUACAAGAGGGGACUAUCUCACCAAUGCUGCACUUUCUGAGUCAAGAUCCUUUGAUGGAUCAAGGAAGACCUACCGCCUCAAGCCCCAGUGGCGUACCAGCAGAUCAGAUGAGUUAAGGUUUGAGAAAGAAACCUUUAAAAGAUGGCCCUUUGAACAACAAGGUGCCAGAGCCACCUAUUGUCUACAGUUCGAAGAAGUGCCAAAACAGAAACAAUACUGGAAAAAUUUUCAAUGGAGUCCUCAAAAACAAUUCAACACCCACUACACCCCAGAUCAGUACACCAGAUGUAGAUACACGUAUAACCCUGGUAUGAGGGUCGUCGAUGAUAAAACAUUCCCAACGAUCCCCCCUGUUAAUUACUAUGGCCGAAGUGAUGUCAUUAAUCAUGUGACUCCAACAAUGCCAAAUCGUAACAAUACUGGACGUAAUAUUGAAAUCGGUAAUUUGGACCAUGGCCCUGGAGUUAACACACAUGUGCCCUAUCCAGCAUAUGAUAUCCACAAACCUGUGAAGACUCUGAGAUUUGCAGAGUAUGCAUGAUCUAAAUGUGAUAUCUUAUAGUACAGUGUACAGUCAUAUGCUAUUCAUGAGUACUGGAACAGUAUUCUGAUAUAGGUUUUUUG
Molecule: messenger RNA, 776 nt
Organism: Owenia fusiformis
Lineage: Eukaryota; Metazoa; Annelida; Polychaeta; Sabellida; Oweniidae
Source: the annotation of a GenBank genome assembly